AUGGCGUCGUCGUCUAGUAAGCAGCAGCAGCAGCAGGUUGUCGCAGGAUCACCUCGACAGUCUGAUGAGUGGGCCGAGAAAUGUAAAAUGUUGAUGCUCGAGAAUGCGGAGGAAGACAGGCGUAGGGCGGACAUGGUCCUCGAGCGUUACCUGACGCUAAUCGAGCAGCAGUACGAGGGUAUAAUAUCAAAUUUACCCAAGAGUGUUCUCAACAUGAAGGUAUCCGAGGUCGACCCAAAAGCAUUGAAACCAAUUGCCCGCAUAUAUAGGCCUCGUACCGAGGCACCUGAGUCUACUGAGAAUCGUGAGCCUAACAGACCAGCUGAUCUUCCUCCUCGCCUACAAGCGCAUGGCCCUGUCGUUGCCACGCCUAGGGAUGGCAAGCAUGGGAUCAAGAGUGAACGGAACGGUGGUGGCGGGGGCUUGGUUUACAGCAUGAAGAAGCUAUUCGGUGGAGGUGGAGACAAUAAGACGGACCCCAGCCCAGCACGGGCAUUGAAGCCUCGAGUACUAUCUGACUUUAUCCUCCUGGCAAUUGGCCUCUUAGCAGCAGCCAUCAACGGUGCCGCCUUCCCCGCCUUCUCGUUGUUCAUUGGUGACUUCAUGGACGAGGUCGGGUCGAGGUCAGCGACUGGUGAUACCGCUGGUAUACUGAGCGAGGUGCAAACAGUAUCGCUUCAACUCGUCGUAGUUGCAGCCGUUGCAUUUUCGAGCUCCUUCGUGUGGGACGCAAUAUUCACCUACUCCUCAACUACCAUUUCUACACGUAUUCGCAUCGAAUAUUUUCGAGCGGUGUUGAAUCAGGACAUCUCCUGGUUCGACCAGGAGACCCCAGCUGCCUUGCCAUCGAGGAUGAACGAAGACGUUUUCAAAGUAGGCGAGGCUAUUGGUUAUCGCGUCGGCCUUACCGUUGCCAAUUUCUCCCAAUUCGUCUGCGGUUAUAGCGUCGGGCUCUACAGAGGCUGGCAACUAGCACUAGUGAUGAUGUCGACGAUGCCCUUGCUCGCAGCAUCUAUUGCUGUACUAUCCAGGAGGAUUGCCAAGAAGACAGCGAGGGCCCAGGACUUCUACGCCGAGGCUGGUGCCGUCGCGGAAGAGGUACUGUCGUCCAUCAAAACCGUGGUCGCUUUCGGUGCCGAAAAACGCGAAAGUGAGCGGUAUGAUCAUAAACUGAUCGCGGCACGAGAUGGAGAGAUUAAGGCCGGCUUCCAGGGUGGAGUGAUGACCGGCAUUGUUUUCCUCUCCAUCUUCCUCACUUACGCGUUGGUCUUCUGGUAUGGCGGGGUCCUCAUCUACGAUGGUACUAUUAACCCCUCCUCUGGGGAACCCUAUAAUGGUGGUGAUGUCAUCACCGUCUACUUCGCGUGCAUUAUGGCGACAUUCGCCUUGGGGCAAAUCGCCCCGAAUAUAUCCUUUUUUGUAGAAGGCAAAACGGCCGGGGCUAAAAUAUUCCCUCUGUUUGAGGUACAAGAAUCCCCAGACCGUAUCGAGCCCCCUCUGUCUGAGGGUCCGAGGAAGAAUGCUACGCCGUUGACCAUGAGCACUAUUGCCUUCCGCAACGUCUCGUUCCACUAUCCUGCCAAGCCGGAGGUGAAGGUGUUGUCCGACGUCUCCUUUACGAUUAAGGCUGGUGAGAAAGUAGCAUUUGUUGGUGAAUCUGGUUCUGGCAAGUCUACCUCGGUACAGCUCCUGGAGCGUUUCUAUGACCCUACUGCGGGUGAGGUCCUCAUCAAUGGCGACAACGUUCGUGGGAUGCACGUUUACGAUCUUCGCGCUAUCUACGGCUACGUCGGCCAGGAACCCUUCCUCUUCGCCACCUCCAUUAGGAACAACCUCACAUAUGGCAUCCCUAGCUCUCGAGCUCCGGACCAGAAGGCUUUGGUCGACGCGUGUCGUAAGGCCCAGGUCCUUGACUUCAUUCAGUCCUUACCGAAUGGCUUCGAUACGUAUUGUGGUGCUGGGGGAGGGCAGAUCUCUGGAGGGCAGAAGCAGAGGAUCGCCAUAGCCCGGGCAUUGCUGAGGCAACCUCAAGUUCUACUGCUAGAUGAGGCUACAUCGGCCUUGGACAACGAAAGUGAGAAGAUGGUACAGAAGACCAUUGACCAUUUACAGGAGCAUUUCAAUAUCACCACCAUUUCCAUAGCGCAUAGGCUGUCGACUAUAAGGAAUUCUGAUAGAAUAAUUGUGAUGAAGGGGGGCCAGAUAGUGGAGACCGGUACUCACAGUGUGCUCAUGCAAAACGAAGGGGAAUACCGCGCCCUGGUAGCCCAGGAGGCUGCCCUAAGUCAGGAGGCUUCGCAGCAGGACCUUCGACCCGGCCAGGAUAGUGGGCUACCACAGCCGACGCGCAACUCGUCUGUGGCCACGUCUGAGGUCUUUCUUGAUACUGCUGACAUGAAGCUGGAUCUGGGAGAGGACGAGGCGGCAAUAGAGAAAGCCAGAAAGAAACAGGUGCGUGCCCUUCCUCCACGCGCCUGGACGCCCUACCGUCGCCUACUCCAAUUCAGUCGUGAUGAGCGGUAUUACUACAUCCCUGCAUGCAUCGGAGCGGCUGGGAAGGGGCUGAGCAUGCCCUUGCAUGCUCUUAUCGUAUCUGGCGUUAUUGAUGCAUUCUAUCUGCCGGACCGGGAGGAGAUGAAGGACGCUGUGGAGGAGACUGCUCUCAAAUACGUUGGUCUGGCCGUUGGGGUCCUCGUCAGCUGCUCUAUAAUGCAAUACUUCUUCGCUCACAUUGGCGAGCACUUUACCUUCAAAGUGAGGAAGCUGUGCUUCGCUAAGCUCCUCGAGCAGGACGUGGGCUAUUUCGAUGACCCUGCCCAUGCCCCAGGGAAGCUCACAGCAGCUCUGUCGACCCACGCUUUGAAGAUGAAGGCUCUAACAGGGCAAGGCCUGGGACUCUAUGUUGAAGCACUGUCUGGUUUCAUUGGAGGAGUCCUCAUCUCCCUCACUGGUGUAUGGCAGCUGGGGUUGGUCAUGACCUGUAUACUGCCGUUGCUGAUCCUCUCCUGGAAGAUCCGAUCGGCGCUGUGGUGGACUGGGUCGGAGCUAGAUGAUGAGCUCUUGAAGCAGGCUUCCCAGACGGCCUCAGAGGCCGUUCAGAAUAUGAGGACAGUGAGGGCCUUCGUCGCUGAGGCAUGGACUGUCGAGUUCUACACUGGCUACAUCAACCGGACUGCCUCUGGGGCAUCCCGCGGAGCCCUUCUCACUGGCCUGGCCUACGGUACAUCGACUUGUAUGAUGUUCUUAGCCUAUGCCGCCGGGUUCUAUUAUGGUGGUUAUCUAAUAGAAGAACAGGGGGUUGGGUUCCGAGAGAUGCUGCAGUCGCUGAUGGCUGUUAUGUUGGGCUCUAUCGGUGUGGGCAAUGCCCUCGCCUUCCUGCCAGACCUGGAUGACGCUAAGGUAGCUGCCCAUGAUGUGCUGCAGAUCCUGGACACAGAAAGCAAGAUCAAUGCCGUCCAUCCUGACGGCACUGUGGAAGAGCUCGGUGAUGGCUCUAUAGAGUUCAAGUCUGUCCACUUCCAGUACCCCACACGUCCUGAUGUCGCUAUUCUCAAGGGGCUCUCAUUUAAGGUCGAAGCCGGCCAGCAGGUGGCUUUAGUUGGCCCCUCAGGCGGCGGCAAGUCGACGGUUAUUGCCCUCCUGCAGCGGUUCUAUGACCCCUCCGGAGGGAGCAUCGCUGUAGGAGGUACGGACCAUCGCAUGCUCAACGUAGCGUGGUGGCGGAGGCAUUGUGGGUUGGUCAGUCAAGAACCCGUCCUUUUCGAUAUGACUCUGGCCGAGAACCUUAGGUAUGGGAAAGCCGAGGCCACCGAUGACGAUCUCAUCCGGGUAGCGAAGAUGUCCAAAAUGGAUUUCGCCGCUGCCUUUGGGGGCCCGUUUGGUUGGGAUGAUGGUCUUGGCCCUCGGGGGUCGAGGCUAUCAGGCGGGCAGAAGCAGAGGACAGCGAUAGGAAGGGCCUUGGUCCGAGAUCCGGCGGUGAUGUUCCUCGACGAGGCCACCUCAGCCCUCGACUCGGCUAGUGAGAGGGUAGUACAGGAUGCCUUGGAGACAGCAGCCGUUGGGAGGACUACCUUCACUAUAGCUCAUAGGCUCUCCACCAUCAAACGCAGUGACAUCAUCCUUGUUAUCUCCGAUGGGCGGCUCGUUGAACAAGGACCACAUGAUACUCUCAUCUCCCAAAGAGGCGUAUCAGGAGGGCUGGGCGGUUCGUCUUCGAUGAGAUCCUACCAUUGCAAGGUGGCUCGAAUGCAACAGUCCUUUAUCCAACGUAGGAGGCAUCUGUAUGACCAAAUGAAGGAACACUUGGAGGGGGAAGUGGAGCCGGUGUCCUAUACGAAGCAGCAGCUCGGAUGGGAAAAGGCCAGCAGACCCCCACAGGCCGUCCGGGAGUAUCUUGCAAAGAGACGAAUUGGCGCUCCGAUCACACAGGAGGACCGCCAGUUCAUGUGGUUUCAAAACGGCAAGCGAAACUUCGCUCCAAUGUUCCUGGACCAGAUGAAGCCCUGGAUGAAGCUGCACAAGAACGUAUGGAAGCGGGAGCAGAUCCCUCCGCCGGUCCUCCCAGAAGUGGCUGUAGUAGGGCGAUCCAAUUGCGGUAAGUCGACUCUGGUGAACACCCUCGCUGGGAGACAAAACUCGAAGACUUCCAAGAUACCAGGAAGUACUGAGUCACUCUUAUUUUGGAAGAUGGGGAAGCCUCCAGUGUUAAUGCUGGUGGACCUGCCUGGCUACGGCUUCGCUUAUCAAGGAGAGGAGAAGCGGACAGAGUGGACUGAGCUGUCCUUGUUCUACCUCUCCCACCGGAGCAACCUCAAGCGUGUACUCGUCUUGGUCGAUGCCCGUCGGGGCCUCAUGCAGUCGGAUCGGGAAAUGAUAUCCUUUCUGGAGCGGUAUGGUGUUAAAUGGCAGGUUAUUGUCACCAAGUGCGAUUUAUUGAAGCCUCGCUUUCUCGCUAAGCGGCUAGUGAUAAUGCAGCAGAUCUUGGAUACAGAAUUCAAGGGCUCGGUCGGGCCCAUGAUACCUCUGAGUGCUCUGGCCAAGCAAGGUGUGGAUGAACUCAGAAUUGUCCUUAACAGCAUGAAGCUGGAUAGACGGACUGUUGUUAAUGGUAUCGAGGAGAGGCUACUGGACAUGCGGGAGGCUAAGAGGGUCAAAAGGGUAGAGAAACGACACAAGCGGUUGACGGCUAGAAGGGAGCGACUGGCCCUGACACGUGCCGCUGAUAUGGUGCGGGCUGCUGCUGCUGUUGUUACCGAUACAGAGCAAGAGAAGGAGCUCAAUAGGAAUGCUGCUAGUGAUGCUUUGAAGAAGUGGGGAGUAGCUUUUGAAGAGCAGCAACAACAGCAUGAGGCGGCUCCGACACCUCGGAGUGGACCGGAGUCUACUGCCCGUCGAGAGGCCACUGAUCUGAUGCAUGAUAUGAUGGGCAUGCUUAGUGAGGACGAGGGGGAAGAGGAGGCUGCCAAUGAAGCUCUUCCUGUAUCGGAGGCCGCUGUAGCGGAGGACCUCUCCUCGACUACGGAGGCGCUACUGUGUUGGGAAGACGACAGAGAGGAGGUGGACGACGAGGAAGAGGAGGAUGUCCCCCGACAGGCAGUUGUGGACGGCCCUCAAGUUGAGGCCCAGAGCCCCCGUCUGCCGGCCCUUGGUCCAGUGGUGGCCACAGCUCAUCAUUGGAAUGUUGGAAAGGGUGAGGAUCGCCUCACGUCAGGCAGUGGGACUGACCCUGUGGGAGCUGAUUGGCUUCGGUCCUUGAGCUCCUCGAGGGAGGCUGGGGCUGCUGCAGUUGUGAUGGACUUCAACGUUAAAGCUAAGGGCACCACAACGCAGUCCACGAAUUCGGCGUUUACCGUGCCAGAGGAAGAGGAGCGGCUUAGCGACGAUGGCUUCAGCAAAUUUCCUAGUCGCUACCUGACAAGAGAGGAGUCUGAGGCGCCGCCUGCCAGUGCUCCAAUGGCCGGCAUAAAGCAGUAUCGAGGGAAGGAUACUCUCCCUGAGGGCUCAAGCUACCAAGAGCAGCUCAAGAAGGGCUUUGCUAAGAGGUGGCGAACAGAGAUGGAUGAUAUCUUGGACGAGGAGGUUUGGUCCACUCCCACACAGGAGGACGUGGUGGAUGAUACUCCUAGUAAGACUAGGCGGCCGAAAGAGGGGCCUGGACGUAGGAAGAAGGAGUGGUAUGAGCCUCGCACUGCCACCGGCUAUAUCGACGUUAAGAACCCCAAGGUCAUCCCUAAGGGCACUUGGAAGUGGACCUAUCUAGGCAGACCGGAUACCGUAAGACCGUUGAAGCCCAAGAGGAGGUUUGACAUGGCUGACCUUGUUAAUGCUUCCGAUAUUCACCCGAGAAACUGGAGGAAGAAGGCAUCUGAUGAGACGUGGCGAGAGGCUAAGAGACACUGGGUCGAGUGGGCCAGGCGCAGGAAGCUUGUUGGGAAGGCGUAUCAGAUACCUAAGGAAGCGAUGACUAGGGAAGAGGUUGAUGCCCGAUCUCAGGUAGAGCAAGCUCAGGGUCUGAUAAGAGAAAGGAAGAAGGUUGUGCACGACGCCGUUACCGAUCUGAAACAGCAACUCAAACGGAAACGUGAGAGGGUUAGGACUACCGGGCGAUUCGGUCGAUGGGACAACAUGUUCACCUAUCAAUACAAGAUGGCCAAACUACGGGAGCGCGAGGCUGAUGCUGGCAAGCGCUCAGGCGAGUCGAGGAAUCCAUCACACACAUGACUGUCACAACU
Molecule: messenger RNA, 6731 nt
Organism: Perkinsus marinus ATCC 50983
Lineage: Eukaryota; Perkinsozoa; Perkinsida; Perkinsidae
Product: multidrug resistance protein, putative
Exons: 23
Coding region: 1-6720 (2239 amino acids)
Biological process (GO): transmembrane transport
Cellular component (GO): membrane
Molecular function (GO): ATP hydrolysis activity; GTP binding; ATP binding
Source: RefSeq, a predicted model, not a curated record